AUGAUGGCGUUUGCUGGGACAAAUAUCAAUUUGUUCCAGCCGGAUAUCACGCAAAAACUAACGGAGCGCAUAGAUGACCUGAAGCAAAAAAUCGCUGCUUGGGGGAAGCGGAUUCGACGAUUUAGCGAGAUGUCAAGGCGGUUCAACCAGAAUCGUCUCUUCCAGAGUGAUCAGAAGAGGCUCUAUAAAACAUUGGAGCGACCAGAGGUAUGUGGAGCGUGCCCAGGACCGGAUCAGGCUGACACUAUCGCAUUUUGGCGUGGCCUGUGGUCAGAGCCCGUAAACCACAGCGAGGGCCCUUGGACGGAAGUUGUGGCGAGCCAGAGUGCAAGUGUUACACCUAUGGACCCCGUCACCAUAACGCCUAAAGACGUGGCUGAGGCGGUUCUUUUCUUCUGUUGA
Molecule: messenger RNA, 402 nt
Organism: Parnassius apollo (apollo)
Lineage: Eukaryota; Metazoa; Arthropoda; Insecta; Lepidoptera; Papilionidae
Source: the annotation of a GenBank genome assembly